UACAUACGUAGUCGUGGUUAGUUUAGUCGUUGUCGCGGCACUCACCGAUGCCGAUGUUAGCCUCCCGCAAAGCCGGUUUCACGAGUCUCAGAAACGUUCCAAAGUAAUAUACGGGAGUGAAGGAAUUCCUUGUUGUUCAGAGAUGACGGAAUUAUAUCAACUACUCAUUUCCGCGGGUGUCGUGCUCCUGGGUAUCUUCCUGUUCACGGGAAGUCGAUGGAGAUUUCUGUACAUUCUGUACAAAACGUUGCCCCGCGAUAUCCUUGGUGCCUUUAGAUUUUUUCAAGUGAACGCAUUGCUAUGGUGGUGGGAAAGAAAAGGAUACACCGUGGCUGCCGUAUUCAGCAGAUUGGCGGCUGCUCAUCCAGAAAAAAUUGCAUAUAUAUUCGAGGAGAAGGAAUGGACUUACAAGGAGGUUGAAGAAUUCACUAAUCAAGUCGGACGAUAUUUCAAGUCUAAGGGAUUAUCAAGGGGCGAUAGUGUCGCUCUUGUCAUGGAGGGCCGUCCUGAGUAUAUUGGAAUCUGGCUGGGCCUUAGCAAGGCAGGAUUUGUCGCUGCACUUGUGAAUAAUAAUUUACGUCACGACGUCCUGCUGCACAGUAUACACGCAGCGGAAUGUAAGGCUGUGAUAUAUGGGUCAGAAUUAAAGGAUGCUAUAGAGGAUAUAAGUGAUAAGAUACCAGAAUUGACCCUUUAUCAAUGGUCUGAAUUGUCCAAUACUCCAAUCCUGGAUCGAGCUAUCGAUCUGUCACCGGCUUUGGCAAACACGGAUCCUGAUCCUUUAUUAGAGGAUUUGGCAUUGGGACAUCCUAGGGAUAAACUUCUUUAUAUCUACACAUCCGGUACAACUGGCAUGCCUAAGGCUGCUGUUGUCAAUAGUCUUAGGUAUAUGCUGAUGUCUUGUGGAGUACAUGGAAUGCUGGGUCUACGUGAGACUGAUAGGAUAUAUGAUGCUUUGCCACUUUAUCACACGGCUGGUGGUGUUGUUGGUGCUGGACAAGCGUUGCUUCGUGGAAUCACUGUUGUUUUAAGAAGAAGAUUUAGCGCAUCGAAAUUUUGGCCGGAUUGCGUUUAUUAUGAAUGCACUGUUGCACAGUACAUUGGUGAAAUUUGUAGAUAUCUAUUGGCCGUGCCUCAAAGUCCUAACGACACUGCUCACAGAGUGCGUCUGAUGUUUGGAAAUGGUCUCAGACCUCAGAUUUGGGAACCAUUCGUUGAGAGAUUUCGAGUUAAGCAAAUUGGAGAAUUUUAUGGGGCUACUGAGGGCAAUUCAAAUCUUGUUAACAUCGAUAGUACGGUUGGUGCUGUGGGAUUUGUACCUAGAUAUGCCGGUCGUAUGUAUCCUGUUGCCUUAUUAAGAGUAAACGAAGAUACUUGUGAGCCAAUCAGAGGACCGGAUGGUUUAUGCAUAGCCUGUAAACCAGGCGAGCCUGGAGUGCUGAUUGGAAAAAUCAAUCCGAAAAUAGCCGUAAACGAUUUCAGCGGAUACGCAGAUAAGAAGGCUUCUGAAAAAAAAAUCAUUCAUGACGUAUUCAAAAAAGGCGAACGUGCCUUCAAUUCCGGUGACAUUCUCGUAAUGGAUGAGUUUGGGUACUUUUAUUUCAAAGACAGAACUGGCGAUACUUUCAGAUGGCGAGGUGAGAACGUAGCCACUUCAGAAGUGGAGGCUGUGAUAAGCAAUGCGAUAGGCUUGAAGGAUGCCGUCGUCUACGGGGUCGAGGUCCCAGGGAACGAGGGCAAGGCUGGUAUGGCAGCCAUUUACGAUCCGGAACACUCUCUCAACUUGAAGGAAUUAGGAGAAGGAGUGAAGAAAGCAUUACCAACAUACGCCAGGCCAUUAUUCCUUAGGAUAUUAGAAGAUCUGCCUAUGACAGGGACAUUCAAGCUGAAGAAAACAGAUUUACAAUCGGAAGGUUUCGAUAUAAAUAAGGUCAAGGAUCCUCUUUACUUCUUCGACAGAACGGGUACCUACGUAAGGGUUACGGAACAGCUAUGCAAGGACAUUCAGGAGCAAAAAAUUCGAAUAUAACGAGUAUUCUCUAGACUAUAAGGUCAAUUAAGAAAAGAAGGAAGUUGUCCUUUGAUCGAAUCAAAUUUUCAGAUUCCAUAAAAAGGAAGUUGACCCCUGCUAUCGCUAGGAAUUUCCUUUGGUGAUUCAAGCCUAUCUAGUUUCUCUAGUAAUUCUAAGUUUUCCAAACGCAUGCCCUGCAUUGUAACUAAGGCUUGGUUAGACCGUGUUGCGAAGUUUAUUGUUUAGUUGAAACAAAGUUUCGGGAAGUCUCUAAUUUCAUUAAAGCUUUUGCCUUGUGGCAUGUUAUGAGCGCCCUCGUCUCACGCCAUUGGUAACAAGCAAUUUUCCAACAAAGGAAUCUUUUUAUUCUUACAUUUACCUUUCUCUUUCUUUCUCUUCAUUUACGUUAGAUCUCCCUUUUACAAUUCUACGCAUUUAAUUGUAAUAUAUUAUAGUAAAUAAGUAGGUGUACUAUAAGGGCAUGUUUGACUGACGCUGUAAAAUGGAUAAGGUGAGGUUAUGUAAACAAGCUGUAAUUAAUCAGUAGAGUACAAUAGUAAAUAGUUAAUAAUUACGUAUACGAACCUCAAUCCCACUUUUAAUGAAUUUUCUAUAAAAUUUCCAAACGAGGAAUAAAUGACAGGUAUUAAGGUCUAUUAAUUUAUAACCGCUAUAUGCUUCCAGUUUUAUGAAAUUCUAUUAAUAGACUUUCCAAUAAAGCCCAAGGCCUCAAAAUCAAUGAUAA
Molecule: messenger RNA, 2756 nt
Organism: Cephus cinctus (wheat stem sawfly)
Lineage: Eukaryota; Metazoa; Arthropoda; Insecta; Hymenoptera; Cephidae
Gene: Fatp3
Product: long-chain fatty acid transport protein 4
Exons: 13
Coding region: 143-2029 (628 amino acids)
Biological process (GO): triglyceride homeostasis
Cellular component (GO): endoplasmic reticulum
Molecular function (GO): long-chain fatty acid transmembrane transporter activity; long-chain fatty acid-CoA ligase activity
Source: RefSeq, a predicted model, not a curated record